This is a messenger RNA of Schistosoma intercalatum, 4672 nucleotides long. NCBI's taxonomy places the organism in Eukaryota, Metazoa, Platyhelminthes, Trematoda, Strigeidida, Schistosomatidae. The record is from the annotation of a GenBank genome assembly.
ACUUUAACAGAGAGCGGGGCUUACGAACGUUUUAAUGGAUGUUGAGUCGCCAGAGUCCGAACAGUUGUUGGUCGAGGAAUACAAAAAUCAAGGAAACUCAUGUUAUAAACAAGGAAUGUACAAUGAAGCUAUAGCAUGGUAUACAAAAGGCAUAGAAAUCGAUAGUACCAAUGUGUUUCUGUACAAUAACCGCUCCGCAGCUUACCUGAUGAUUAAUAAACCUCUUGAUGCUUAUAAAGAUGCUAGCAGGUUUUGUUUUCAUUCAUUUCAGAUAAAUUACUUACUUGAUAGAAGUAUCAGUUUAGAUUCCCAGAAUGUAAAAUCUAUACUACGUUGCUUAAAAUGUUGUCUUAUUUUGGGUGAUUUAAAUGAAGCCAAACGUCUGUGUUCUAUGGUUAGACAGUUGGAACCAACUAAUAUGGAGUUUUCGUCAUUGCUGCAAAAAAUUGAAUUACUAUCAGAAACUCACCGAUCUUACGAAGAUAAAUUAUCCACAUCUGACUUCCGACACGCUCUUCAUUUAAUCACAAAGUGUAUUGAAUUAGCUCCAGCUUCACUGAGUUUCAACUUACAAAAGCUGAACAUCCUCAUUCAAUUAAAACGAUUCAGUGAAGCCAAGAUUUUAGUUGAAAACUUAUUGCAUUCCCAUUCGUCAUCAGUUGAUCUACUCUUUUAUCGAGGCCUGUGCCUGUACUAUUUGGAUCAUUUAGAUAAAGCAAUUGUUCAUUUUCAACAUGUUCUACGCCUUCAUCCAGAUCACAUAGAAACUCAGAAAGUGUACAAGCGUGCCAAAAAUCUUCUGAAAUAUAAAGAAGAAGGAAACACAUUUAUACAUGAUCACAAAUAUUCUCAAGCACUUGAGGCCUACACAAAAGCCUUGGAAGUGGAUCCUUCACACGAUAUGAUUAACGCUAAAUUGUAUUGUAACCGUGCUUGUGCUCUAUUUUACCUUGAUCGUUUCGAUGAAGCCCUAAACGAUUGUGAUAAUGCAAUUUCUUUGGAACCAAACUAUUUAAAGGCUCGAAUUCGACGAGCUAGGUGUUAUUCAUCUCUUGAAGAAUAUGAAAAAGCAGUUGAGGAAUGGACUGCAGUAGUAAAAUUAGACGGAUCACAAGAAAAUAAAAAAUCUUUACAAGCUGCUAAGUCUGCUCUUUCCGUGUCUCAACGUGAUUACUAUAAAAUACUUGGUUUGAAAAAGAAUGCCUCUUCCGAUGAUAUAAAACAAGCGUAUAGAAAAAGUGCACUUUUAUAUCAUCCAGUCCUUUUUUAGUGGAUACAACUCGUAAGAUUUUUUUGAAUGAAAGCAAGUAAUUAUUUAUUGCCUGUUUUCUUCAAAAUUUUUCUUGUUUCAAUACCCUGUUGACUUAGUUUUUUUUUCUUGCUAAGUUUAUCCAGUUUGUGCAAUUUCUGACCAGUUUUUAGUUUUCAAAUUGCUUACAUUUGGAUCGUGUACUCAAUAAAUUGGCUUAACUAAAAUGGUGAUACUAAAUAAUUUCAAAUAUAUAUUACUAAUUUUUACUGACAUUUUGUUCAAACUAAUUUCACUAAAACAAAGUAAGGCAGUUGACUUAUCUUCUAUACUCAAUGGACUUCGACGACAAUUGUAUGCGAUCACAUUCUUUACAUUAGCUGUUUAUGAAAAAGUCAAUUGAUAGCUAGAUAUUUGUUUGUCAACAAUUUUGCCUAUAUUUAGCGAUUUGAUGUGUUUUAAAGAAUCCUACAAAAUCGAUGAAAUAUAAUUAUAAAUAUCAAGGAAAUUUAUACUUAACAGCUUAGGAUUUGUCUGUUACAGAUAGAUUAACAAAAUAUAAACGCCUAUGGAAUCUUAACAAACAGCUUUAAGGCUAGUAAAUUUAAUAUCUUUCUAAUAAAGGAAUUUUUAAAUCUGGAAGAUCGAUUUGUGCAUUUAGAGAAUAAACACAAUUUACAAUCAUACAUAUAAAUAUCUUUAUAUUCACAUUACGUACAUCAUCUAUGUGGUUUUCUGUAAUUUACCGCUUGAUCUUAACUUAUUAUUACACUCAAGAUACCUUUAAAAAUAUCUGGUUAACACUUCAUUAUAUUUUUGUUUAACUUUCACUAGCAAACAAUAUAUAUUUAAAAUCCCUAUCUACUGAGAUUUAAAAUCUAUUAGCCUUUCAUGCUGUGAGAUUAUGGUAACUCAUCUAUUAACAAUUAGUUCUCAUCAUAGAAUAAAAACUAGAAGUAUUUCUAACUUAAUUAAUUUUAAUGUAACAUUUAUACUUUUAUUUCGAUAUUUUAUUUUUCCCAAUUAACGGUUAUCGAUUUGAUUUUAUCAUUAAUAAUGUACCUUGUUCUACAUUCUACUAACUCUAUGUAAUCUCUGUUUUGUAUAAUAUCAAUUCAUUAAUAUAUAAUAGUUGGAUUAUUCGCUAUUCUGUUUUAAAUAUCUUUAACAUCACCAGUUAGUUAGUGAUUGUUUCAGUUAAUCAUGUUAUAAAUUAAAGGUCAUAUUCUUUUUUUUCAAAACAAGUGAUAAGUUCAUUCUUUAACACUUAUAUCAAGGAUCCGAAUAAACUUAAUCAUAGUAUUGAAGGUGAAUGCUUUAUAAAGUUUAUUAUUGUUCGUAGUUUAAAGAACUUUUAUUAUGCCUUUCCUACGCAACAUUUAUAUGGACCAUGUGAUUAGGUUUCUAGGAUAGCUUGGUUAGAAAUAGAUUUUGGACUAGUUCGUCACAUGGCAUCUUCAUGACUCAGACCUUCCUGUGUAUGUCCCCCUUUUAGACGGUUCUAUGCAAUAUUUUGUCAUUAGAAAUCGUGAACAUCCGUAACUUAUAUCGCUACUUUUUCUACCGUUAGAUGCAUACAGCAACAUCACUUCAUAAACGAUACUGUUAUAAUCUCUUUCUUACGGUUAUGACCCAGCUAUUCCUAUUGCUUAGUAUUCUCGGACACCGGUUCACUCGACAAGUCCCCAAAUCAGAACAUGGUUGAACAGGAAAAAAGAUUAUAUUCCAAAUAACAAGGUUAGAUGGAAGUAAGAUGCAAGUAAGAAGCACAAUAGGAAAAACGUUAGUAUAUCUAUAGUUUUUACACGAGAAGAUUCUAGAGUGUUCUCCAAGUAUUGACUAGUGUUGAUUGGACAAGAAUUAGCCAAUCAGCGUGCACCAAAGCAAUCGUGCAUUGAGGAUGCUUUAAUCCAGUCUAUGUCCCGCUAACAGAUACUAAGGUUUAAUAAUGUUUACGGUAUUAAAACGGAUCCAAUAACUCAGAUUUUGUUAACUACUCUAAUCGCAUCUAUGGUAGAAAUGUCAUUGUUGUGAUUGACCAUUAGAUUCGCCUAGUAAGAAUUCAAAAUCUCCGUGUGUGAUUAUUUUCAUUCUCUAUGAUCAUUACGAUUGUCUCAUUUUCCAUUCAUUUUAUAUGGGAUCCGCGUGACUUUCGUAACCGAUGAUUGGAGACUCUUGGUGACAUGGCUCAGAAUCGAUCACAAUGGCGUCGAUGUAUACACUCCCUGUCUUCCCUUAAACUAAGAGAUUAAAAUCACUUCACAUCUUUCUUUUUACUAACUAAUUCUUUCCUCCUUUACUGUAUCCUUAUAUGCAAUCUUUCUCCUAUAUAUUACCACCUUUGACCUAACCAGUCCUAUGAAUCCGGUGUUCAUCUUGCUGUGCUAAUGAGGUAUGGCAACCUGGACCGAUGCAUAUAUGUGCCUGGUCCUACGUUGUAACUGACUGACUGAUUCAUUUUAUAUAUGCGUUAUUCCAUUUUGUCAUUUUACAUGUAACAUUUAAUGAUAACUGUAGCGAUUAAAAUUUUCCAUUCAUAUUUAUCAAAAUCAAUUAUUACUUAUAGAUUUAAAUGAAAACCCAUCAUAGUCACAAUCAUCAAAAUUCCAUUAGCUCUGUUAGCGGACAUUUUACACAUAUUUGAAAAGUUACACUUUUCGAACAUAACAGUUUGGUGAUUAAUUUAAUAUAUUAACCGACACAGCAUGGAUAAAUAAUGAAUUCAUUGACAUCCCUUUCUUUUCGUAUACAAUUCUAGAUCGUCAUACAAGUGCCGAUGAAGCUACUGUAAAAGAAAAGGAACGGAAGUUUAAAGAGAUUGGAGAAGCUUACAGUAUAUUAUCAGAUCCUGUAAAACGUCGUCAAUAUGAUAAUGGUGAACUGUCGGGAGAUGAUGCUUUUGGUCAAGGAAAUGUAUCCGCUCACAAUUUGUUUACUCAAGUCUUUCCUGGAUUUGGAACAUCUACAGUACAUUUUUAUUUUGGUUAAUAUUUCACACAUUGGUAUAUACAAUUAGUGCCGGAGUUAGUAUACAUCAGGUUGUAAUUGUAAUAAACCUUCCUCUCUGUUUAUGUACAAAAAUUGGGCGACGAAAUAUAUAUUGUUUAUUUAUCAGAUAUCUUUGUGGUUAAUACUUUGACACAUAGAUGUUGAUAUCAAUGAUUAAUAUAAUGUCGAAAAUGAUUCACCGGGUAUAUUAUUUAAUUUUAAAUGUUCUUUUAAUUCAUACAUUAUGAAUGCAUAUUUAAUGUGCAUAUACAUAUAUGUAUAUUAGAAGUUUUUCGCGCUAAUAUUAAUGAAAUGAAUGAAAUAGUCAUUUUCAAUUGUAUUGUCAAAUUGGUUAGUGUUCGUUUUUUCUUUUAAAAAUGAUUUUCAAUGAUAAUGUGAUUAACUUAAUGCUGUUAAAAUGAUUUUACUCGUUUU